This is a messenger RNA of Colletotrichum phormii, 994 nucleotides long. RefSeq names its product acetyltransferase. Bases 197 to 754 code for a protein of 185 amino acids. Lineage: Eukaryota; Fungi; Ascomycota; Sordariomycetes; Glomerellales; Glomerellaceae. The transcript has a single exon. Gene Ontology annotation, molecular function: acyltransferase activity, transferring groups other than amino-acyl groups. The record is from RefSeq and is a predicted model, not a curated record.
GACGGCAGGCCUGCGACAUCUGAGAACCGUACAAAAGGGCAUCGAAACCAGAUCUCUGGGUUGCGUAAGAAUUAGCCCGGAGCAUCCGAUCAGAUCUGUCGCUGUAGGCUGUCAGUUGCACCAUAGCCGCACGCCUCGCCAAGCCACGCAAAUCCCAUAUCACUACAAUUUGUUCUCAACAUCGACUACAUCGACCAUGGCAAAACUCUCAGAUGUCCAAGAAAGCGGGCGCAUGGCAGCCACUCUCAGACCAGCGUCUCUUGAGGACGCCACAGCGAUAUCAGAACUUGCCGCCCAUGUCUUCACAGUUACAUUCGGCCAUUCCGUAGAGCCACAUGAGCUCGAAGCAUUCCUACAUGAGGCUUACAGUUUAGAAGCCAUUUCAAAAGACCUCAACGACUCGAACAAAGACACCAUACUUGCAGUCGAUCCUGCCGGGGACAUUCUUGGCUUCGCAAUGCUCACCCGGGGCUCAUCGGACCCAUGCAUCGCAAGUCUCGACAGCACAGUUGAGCUGCAGAGGAUCUACAUGUAUCCCAAGGCACAAGGCACAGGCGCUGCCAGACUCUUAGCAGACAGAUUAGAAGAUAUGGCUAGAGAGCAGGGGUUUAAGCACAUUUGGUUGGGUGUCUGGGAAGAGAACCUCCGGGCGCAAAAGGCGUACGAGAAAUGGGGGUAUCAAGAAUGUGGUACCCAUGACUUUGCCAUUGGCUCAGUUGUUCAAACCGAUAAUAUCAUGGCGAAGAAGCUUUGAUCUGACCGCGCGAAAGACUUGAUAAGUUGAUAGGGAAUGUGAGUCUCAGGGUGGAGGAAGAAAUCGGAGAGCUACAACACCAGGUAGAUACUUUACCCCUGAGCAUAUUGAUAGAACGAUCGUAUUAAAUAGGAUAGAUUAUUGGACCACAUUCUCAUACUCCCAGAUGAGUUUCGUAUCAACCUCGUGAUACACCUCUUGAAGAGUCACGUAAAUAGUAUUACCAAGGUACAAGCUCGC